Messenger RNA from Oncorhynchus kisutch (coho salmon), 8583 nucleotides. Its product is annotated as arf-GAP with GTPase, ANK repeat and PH domain-containing protein 1. Gene Ontology annotation, cellular component: nucleus. Gene Ontology annotation, biological process: negative regulation of neuron apoptotic process; activation of GTPase activity. Lineage: Eukaryota; Metazoa; Chordata; Actinopteri; Salmoniformes; Salmonidae. Bases 1592 to 5302 code for a protein of 1236 amino acids. The transcript is spliced from 20 exons. Gene Ontology annotation, molecular function: GTPase activator activity; GTP binding; GTPase activity. The record is from RefSeq and is a predicted model, not a curated record.
UGCCUGAAAAAGAGAGCAGGAGAGAGAGAGAGCAAGUGAUGGGUAGGAGGAGGCAGAGGUUUUUCUCCUCUUUGUUUUGUCUGAUCUGACACGAGCCACAGAACGUGUGGGCUUGACCAAGGAAAGGCAUCUCUCCCAUGACGCUUCACCCUCAGCCUUCCCCUCUGUCUGUCUGCCUCCCUGGAGCUGAGGCUGGAGCUGGACUAGUUGUUGGCUAACGGAGAGGCUAGUGGCCCUGAGGAGAGCUGGAGGAGGAAAGGAGGAGGGGCUGAGCUUAGCCAGUGGGCUCGCUCUCUGCCUCACAGACACGUUUUAUUGACUUGCUAAUUGCCUGAGACACUCGGAGGAGAGGAUGCAGUGAGGGAAGGGAGGGAAGGAACCUACUGUACAUAAGAGUAUUACAGGCAGAGGAACAGAGAAACAGUGACUGUGUUCUGCCUAUCUGGCCACCAUCUCUGCUUCUCUUUGCUGGAGGAACUAAAACAGAUGUUUGCAGCCUGCCUUUCAUUGAUCCACGAUACGUGCAUACGUGAUUCAUGCUUGACAUUAGUGUGUCUUUGCCUCGUAUGCAGUCGGAAGGAGACUACCCACCCACCACACGCUUUUGUGACACGUGAAUGAUUUCCAUAUUUAUGUUUUUUCUUGUAUUUACCGUAACUGUUUUUCCUCUGCUGGGUCAGCUAAAGCGGUUGUUUGCUGUGUUGCCUACUAUGUCUGGUUUGGCUUUACCACGGUACAUACCCUUUGGUGUCUGUGACGGUGCAAAUUAAAAAUAGAAACAAAUAUUUGUUAACCAAUCAAAUGUAAUGGGAAUAAGAAAAUAUGAAGAUUCUGAAGCGUACAAUGGAUAUUCUUCAAUGGAAAUGAAGAAAUUAUCUGAGAAGCUUACAGACUGAAGACUGGCUUGAGGCAGUUCAUCUUGUGUGCUUUUGUGGAGUGGGGAUCUACGUAGUACAGUCUUGGUGGGCAAAUGGACCAAGCUCAUUUGUUGGCUCUAUCAUAAUUCCAGAAUACCCAGUCUCAAACAUCAAGAUCGUGGAAAGCAAUCUCAGAUCCCUGGCUUUGGGCUGUAGAUGAAUCUUGCGUAUGGAGAGAGGGAGGGAACGAGAAAGGGAGGAUUGUGAAUGAACCCGUGGAGCAGUCCAGUGGCAGCAGUCUUUACAGAUCAGCAAAGAGGAGGUGAAGAGAGGAUUACAGGAAGGAUUCAAAUAAAAACUAGUCUAGACUUAAUUCAGUAACUUAGCCUUGUUAAAAGUAUGCUCCACUAAUUCAAGAUAUCUUAGAGUGAUUCUCUGUCUCGCUUGUGCUGACUCUUGAGUUUUCACGUCAUGGGUUCAGAAGCCUGAAGAAGCAAUCCAGGAAGACUCCAACCACCUCUUGACAAAGUUACCAUUCACCCACAUCAGACAUAUCCAUACGCCAGGCAGUUUGACAGUACCAUCUGACUGGUGUCUGGCCUGGCUAUUGUCUCCGUGGUGAAGCCUCCGGCUGUGGGUUGCUAUGCCGGUUCCCUGUGGGUCUGUCUGGGUCACAGCGAGGGUGCUGCCACUCCGCUGAGGUUGGUCUGCCUGUCUUCCAGCCUGCCGCCCCCAUGAGCCACGCGGGCACCCUACAGAGACGCACCACCUACCUCAUCUCCCUUACCCUGGUCAAGGUCGAGGCCGUGGGGGGUGAUGGAGUUUCCAUCGGGCCCCAGCCACAACGGACCCUUGCUCUGGGGAGAGCAGGCGUGGAGGGCCCAGAGGAUGAGGAGCUGAGCAGGACCACUGAGGAUGAGGGAGGACAUGCAUGUGCCGAGGUGAAGGGAGAGGGGAACACAGAGAUGGAGGAAGAGGAGCAGGAGUACGUUAGCUUUGGGGGACCUGUACAGGAGCGGGAGAAGCCUGAGAUAAAGGAGCGAGAGAGUCGUGGUCCAGGCUCCUCAAAAGAUGUCACGUUGGAGACUAAGAGCAAGGAGUCUCCCCUCUUACCGAAGAAUGUGAAAGACCAAGUGAAAGGACUUGCAGGGGUGUCAGAUGUCCCCUCAGUGGGAGGGCUGAGGAGAGAGGGAACCCGCCCUAAAACAGAGCUCUAUAGGGAGCCACCCAUGCUGUUCCCAAGGUGCGAGGAAGGGAUGGGCGACGAAAGCAACACCCUCUCCCGGGGCAGCAUGCCCAUCACCGUACCGCCCAGGCUCACCCAGAGACCCGAGGUCCUGAUGAGGUCACAUGCCGGGGGCGGGGCUGUAAGCCGGCGGGAAUUGAGGGAAGCCAAUCAGAGUAUGCCUCCAUCCGCCAAGAGUCUGGACCGCAAAGACAACCGCAUAGGGGACCGGUCUCCCAUGACAGCUGCUGUGGCCUCUCUGGGACCAUACCGGGCGUCCUGGGCGGACAGUGAUGGCAGGUCCACCCUCCUUCGCCAGGGAGCCCCCGUAGGGGGGGGGGUUACGGACGUGGUGACCAGGGAAAGCCCCAGAGGGGAUAGGCUGAAGACAGGCUCAACCUCCCUGCCAGCUCAACCCACCCCUCAGAUAUCCAAGCCGCCGAGGAAGGGCAAGAGCCGCACUCUGGACAACAGUGACCUGCACUCCCUCUCUGAGGACCUGAAGAAGGGGAAGGACAGCCAGAGUCAGGGGGGUACCACCCAGCGUCCCCCCGCCCGUGACCGCAAGAUGCUCAAGUUCAUCAGCGGCAUCUUCACAAAAAGUACGCCUGCGCCUCCCUGCUCCAACACAGCGCCCCCUAUCUACACGCCCAUUCAGAGGGGUUCUAGUGAGGAGGAAGCGGCUUGCGGUAACAGUCAAGAAUGGACCUUCAGUCGAACCGUCCAAGAGCUCCGUCUGGGGGUGUUGGGAGGUCUCCGCAGUGGGAAGUCAGCCCUGGUCCACAGACACAUGAGCGGCAGCUACCAGCCCCUGGAGAACCCAGAAGGGGGCAGGUAUAAGAAGGAGGUACUUGUUGAUGGCAACAGUCACAUUUUGCUGAUCAGGGAGGAGACAGGACCCCCGGAUGCACAGAUGGCUAGCUGGGUGGACGGGGUCAUCCUGGUCUUCAGUCUGGAGAAUGAGGCCAGUUUCCAGGAAGUGUACAGGAACUACAGCGAGCUUGGCAUCCACCGCAACAUCGCUGAGAUCCCCUUCAUAGUGGUAGGAACCCAGGAUAAAAUCACCAGCACCAACCCUCGGGUGAUAGAGGAUGCCAAGGCUAGACAGCUGUGUUCAGAUGUCAGGCGCUGUACCUACUACGAGACCUGCGCUACCUAUGGCCUCAACGUCAACCGCGUCUUCACCGAGGCUGCCCAGAAGAUCAUGGCAGUGAAGAAGCAGGCAGCUCUACUGGCCUCCUGUAAAUCCCUGCCCAACUCCCCCAGUCACUCUGGAGGCUCUACCCCAGUGUCAGGAGUCUUCCCUGGUCAGGCCAGUAAUGGUGGUCAGAGCAGUGACUACUCGUCCUCUCUGCCCUCCACCCCAGUGAUCAGUCAUAAGGAGAUCGGUGGGGCAGCAGGGGGGGAGAGGCUGGGCAGCGCCACCCCAGGGUCUGUCCGCAGUGCCCCACGGCGACGCACCGGCUCCCGCUUCACGGGCCGUAGGGGCAGUGACUCGGAGAGGAGGAGUACAGACGGUAAGAUAGGAGACCUGGGUAGUGGACGCUCCAUCCCCAUCAAACAGAGCAUCCUGCUGAAGCGCAGUGGGAACUCCCUCAACAAGGAAUGGAAGAAGAAAUACGUCACGCUGUCCAACAACGGCAUGCUCUCUUAUCACUCCAGUGUCAACGACUACAUGCAGAAUGUCCAUGGGAAAGAGAUGGACCUGCUGAGGGUGACUGUGAAGGUGCCAGGGAAACGCCCGCCCCGUGCUGGUGCCGUCCCUUCCUGUGCUCCUCCGCCCGGCCUCAACGGCCUGGUCAAAGACAUCCAGGGGCCUGAGGGGGCCAGCGCGGUCCCUGGUAGUGGUAGUAACCUCCUACCCGUAGAAGAGGGGGCGGGAGGAGGGUUGUCUCCUGGGGGGAACAGAGGGGUGCAGCGCUGCCCCUCUACUCUCUCUAGCAAGCCCCAAAGCAUGGACUCUGCCAUCGAGGGGGUGUCCAGAACCUCCUCCUAUAAAGAUACAAGCCCAGCCUCCCCAAUGGUUGACAGGAAGAAGCAUCGCAGGAAGAAGAGCAUGAACCAGAAAGGAGACGUAGCCAUUGGCCAAGCAGAUGCAAAGCGCAAAAUGUGGAAACUAAAAAGCUUUGGUAGCUUAAGAAACAUAAACAAGACAGACGAGGAUAACUUUGACUUUCUGAUCGUGUCGAGCACGGGCCAGACGUGGCACUUCGAGGCCCAGAGUGUGGAGGAGAGGGACUCCUGGGUGACGGCCAUCGAGAGCCAGAUCCUGGCCAGCCUGCAGCUGUGUGAGAGCAGCAAGAAUAAGGCUCGUAAGAACAGUCAGAGUGAAGCUGUGGCACUGCAGGCUAUCCGUAACGCCAAGGGCAACAGUCUCUGUGUGGACUGUGAAGCACCUAACCCAACAUGGGCCAGCCUGAACCUGGGGGCUCUGAUCUGCAUUGAGUGUUCAGGAAUCCACAGGAACCUGGGCACCCACCUGUCCCGUGUCCGCUCUCUGGACCUGGACGACCUGCCCAGAGAACUCACCCUGGUGUUGGGUGCCAUCGGCAACCACCUGGCCAACAGCAUCUGGGAGGGACGUACGCUGGGCCGCAGAAAACCCACGCCCGACGCCACACGAGAGGAGCGGGAGUCGUGGAUCCGAGCCAAGUACGAGCAGAGGUUGUUUGUGGCUCCGCUGGCCCUGCCCUCCUCCAGUCAGGGGUUAGAGGUCAACACGCUGUCAGCCAGUCUGCUGGCGGCCGUGAUGGAGAGGGACCUCCCCCGCCUGCUCCUUCUCCUGGCCCAUAGCACCAAGGAUGACAUCAAUGCCCCCCUUCCCCCAGGGGGUCACCUCUCUCCACCCCCCCCUGCUGCCUCCCCCAGCCCUCCCCUGGAGGGCUCCUUCCGGCCGCCUUGCUCUGCCCUGCACGCCGCCUGCCAGCUCGCCGACGUGGUCAUGACCCAGCUGCUGGUCUGGUAUGGCAGUGAUGUGAGGUGUCGGGACGCCCAGGGGCAGACGGCCGUCACGUUGGCACGUUAUGCUGGCAGUCAGGAGUGUGCCGACAUCCUCCUGCAGUAUGGCUGCCCCAACGAGCCCGCCCCUUCGGUUGCCACAACACCAAGCCUUUCUGUUGCCACAACACCAAGCCUCUCGGUCGCCACGACACCCAGCCUUUCCCGCAAGAGCAGCGCAGGCAGCCUCAGCCGCAGCAGCUCCAGAAGAGCAGUGUCUUAAUGCUCCAGUCACCACCGCUCUGUGGGAACUUUGACCUGUGUGUUACUGCUACACCACCACCCGUGCCCUGCACCUUAGUAACACACAGACAGAAAGACAAAGGGAUAAUGUAAUGACAAGCGCUGGGGCCAAAAUGGUGGCCCAUCCUGUAUGCUGACUUGGGUUCAUGCCCAAUCACAUCUCUCAAACCACAGGGCUUGUGAACCAGAGGUACAGAACUGCAAUAAUUGAAUUACCAGUGAAUUACCAGUGUGAGACAGUGGAUCUGUAGCUUUUUCUCACCCUACUGUACCUCUAGGUGCUUGGAAUCCCAUGAUAACAGACUACAAUAUGAAAACGGGAAGAUGCUUUCCAUAAUCGACGGCAGAAAAUUUAAAUUUAAAAUUCAAUAUGAACAUUUCUCCUGUGCUUCGAUGGUUAGGUGGAGCAGGUUAACUCAAAAUGCAGCUAAAUCAAUGAAGAUGCUACAUUAUGAUGAAAUGAGUAUGAGGGGGCUCAUUGAAUCCUCUGAACGGAAUUGUACUUACUCACGCAGAAACGAAACAGUGGAGCCAAGACCAACAACAACUGCCAGUGCUGGAACGAACAUAACCACUGUUAAACCUCAUCACUGUACCACAGUCAAACAAAACGGUCAGUUACUGAACAAUGCUCAGCUGAGGUUAAAUUCAAAAGAAAUACUGUCCGACAGAUAAAGGAUUUUGUAUUUUAAGAAUUUAGGUCAAAAUAAUAAUUGUAUAGAAAGACAUAUAUGAAAUUGAUAUUAUUACUUUACUUGUCAUAGUUAUCAAUAUUGAGAAGUACUUCAUGUUCAAGAAUGUUAUUGUAUGUUCUGAAGUUUGUAUGGUAGGUUCUUGUUUGUAAUACACAUGGGUUACUCUUAGCUGUUGAGAGAUUCAAAACUGUGACAGAUUUGGUGAUUCAUUAUAUUUGGCAGUCCGCUAUCUACAGUCAUGUGAAAAAGUAAGUACGCUCCCUGGAAAGUGGUCUUUUUUUUAUUUGACAUAUUUGGACACAUGGAUAUCUGAGCUAAAUACCAACCACAUUCAUUGAUAAAGGUGAUCCAAUUUAACAAAUCACACAAAAAAUGUUUUUACUUUGAAAAUGUUAUGGAAUUAAAAUAAACAAAAAUGCAAUUUCUUUAAGCAGAAAAAGUUAGUACACCCCUACCUUUACCAUCACAUAAAAUGGCUAAAAUUAGAACCAAGUGCACCAACAUAGGUGAAAAUCAUUAGAGAGUAAAUUGGGAGGGUCCAGCUUUCCAUAAAGAUUAGAAACUGGUUUGGUCUUAACCGUAUGGGUGUUUGGUAAAACAUCAUGUCAAGAUCAAAAGACCUACCUGAGGCCCUCAGAAGAAAGAUUAUUGAUGCCCAUGAGUCUGGGAGGGGUUACAAAUCCAUUUCCAAGCAAUUUGAAGUACAUCAAUCCACUGUCUGACGGCUCAUCUACAAAUGACCAUUGGCAAUCUACCUAGGACAGAUCGUCCCAGCCCAAGAGCUGACCGAAAGAUGCUCAUAGAAGUCUCUAAGAACCCCGGGGUAACAUCAAGGGAUCUACAAGCCUCUCUUGCCACAAUCAAUGUCAAAGUGCAUGAGUCAACUGUCAGAAAGAGACUGCACAAACUUGGCCUACAUGGGAGGUCAGGAAGGAAGAAGCCUCUGCUCUCAAAAAAUAAUAUGAAGACACGGCUGACAUUUUCCAGACAACACCUGGGUGAAGACCAAAACUACUGGAACAAUGUGCUCUGGACAGAUGAGUUAAAGGUGGAGUUGUUUGGCCGCAAUGCCAGACGCCAUGUUUGCGGAAAACGGAACACUGCCUUUGAACAGAAGAACCCCAUACCAACUGUAAAGCAUGGAGGCGGUGGCAUUAUGGUUUGGGGCUGCUUUGCUGCCUCAGGGCCUGGCCAACUUGCCAUCAUUCAACCACGAAUUCCAUAUUGUACCAGAUGAUUCUUGAGGAGAAUGUGAGGCCAAUUGCCAAAAAGCUGAAGCUGAACCGAACAUGCAUCUUGCAACAGGACAAUGAUCCAAAACACACAAGCAAAGCUAUAACAGAAUGGCUCAAAAAUAAGAAAUGAAGGGUUAUGGAAUUCCCCCACAGCAUCCUGUCGAAAUGCUGUGGGGGAACUUGAAGCUGGCCAUGCUUGCAAGAAAGCCCUCGAACAUGACAGUUGAAGUAGUACUGUAAAGAAGAGUGGGCAGAAAUUCCUCCCUGUCGAUGUAAGAGACUAAUAGACAGUUACAAGAAACGGCUCCAUGAAGUUAUUUCAUCUAAAGGGGGCAACACCAGCUAUUGAAGCUAGGGGUGUACUUGUUUUUUUACGCACUAUGGAGUUACAUUUCUGUACAUUUUUUGAUGAAUAAAUUAUUACAAAGUAUGAUCUUUCAGUGUCAUUUGUUAAAUUAGGUUUCCUUUAUCUGUCAAUAGUGGUGAAGUGAAGAUUACACAUCCAUCUGUCCAAAUAUGUACAACAAAACACCACUUUCCAGGGAGUGUACUUACUUUUUCACAUGACUGUAUCUCCAUGACAUCACUUUGAGUUCCAAGAUGGAGACUUGUAAUGUGUGUGCAUAAUGUGUUUCAGAAAUGAGAAACAUGGAUUUACUGUGUAGUCAUAUCGAAGAAUUGAGAGAGAGAGAGACCCACUAGUGCGGUUGCUCUAUGUCCUAUUUUAGCUGAACAGUGUUACUGCCAGACGCCAUUUUAGUGUGAAACAAAUGAAAUGCCUUCAGUUUGAUUGAAUGUAUUGCAAUUAUUGGUCAUGUUUUGGUGAACUGCCACACCUCCAAAAGAAAAAGGGUUUCAAAGCCAGAAGUCGCAGACGUCAUUCUCGAUUAUCAUCCCAACUGUACAAAAUGAUCAUUAGUAAGAGAAAUCAUUGGCCUUGUGCUGAGAAUGUUUUGCUAGUGGCCACAUUAGAGACUAUUAUAAUAAUACCACAAGGACCAUGUUGCUUGAAUAUUGGGACUUACAAAUCUACUGUAGUGUGAUCAUACCGCUAGUCGUUUUUGAACUGAAAAUGAAAAUCUCCAAUGACUUUGUGUCUGUAAAUAGUGUAAGCUUCUCUUUUUUAUUUGCAGUGUUUUUCUACUCAUGUACAUGAUUCAUGGCUCAUUCAAGUUAGCUGUCAAUACAAUUACUGUCCAACCUGUGGUGUUUAAUUUAUAGAUUUGGGGGUAUUUCAUAUUUUAAUGUGAAACUUUUAUCUGCUUAAAAAAAGAAGGAAAUCGAAAACAACACCAUACAACAAAGCUACAGAAUAAAAUGGUCAUAAUAUG